GUGUUGGCUAAUUUUCUAUUGAAGCAGCUGAUUGGUAGUGUUGACAAAUGUCGAUCAUAAAAAACCUCGCUACGAGCGGGAACUCCACGCCGGUGAAAUAAAAGAAAAUAAAAAAUUAAAAAAUUAUAUAGAAUCACAGUGUAAUUAGUUUCUGAAUACUUAUUAAAUCUAUAUAAAGGAAUACCUGUGUGAAUAUCAUUGAAAACAAAAAGAAAUUCAUUUGUAAAGACGAGAUCUCACCGCAAUGAGUUUUUUGAAACCAAAAACCCAUAUAGAACAAGGCGAUGUUGUUAUACUCUAUUUAAGUGUGAAUUCCAUGCAUGCCAUUGAGGCAGUGCCCACAAUAGUGAACAAAAAGGGCGAAACGAUAGCCAACAUAUUCCAGACAUCGUAUGGAUCGUUAAAAGUGGAAAGUAUCAUUGGUGUCGAAUAUGGCAGUCGUGUGGAGCUUUCCAAGGGCUGGGCUUAUGUCUUACAGCCCAAUCCCGAAUUGUGGACUCAAACUCUACCACAUCGCACACAAAUCAUCUAUACACCCGAUAUUAGUAUGAUCCUGCAUCAGUUGGAAGUUCGUCCUGGUGCUGUAGUCAUUGAGUCGGGCACCGGCUCGGGAUCGUUAUCGCAUUAUUUUCUGCGUGCUUUAAAACCCACUGGACACCUGCAUACGUUUGAUUUCCAUGAGGCACGAGCCGAUCAAGCUCGUGAGGAAUUCAAAAGGCAUGGUCUGGCUGAGUUUGUGACCGUUUAUCAUCGGGAUGUAUGUAAUUUGGGUUUCACCAGCGAGUUAGAUGGUGUGGCGGAUGCCAUCUUUUUGGAUUUACCUUCACCGGAUUUGGCAGUGCCGCAUGCCUUUAAGGCGUUAAAGUUGUCGGGCGGUCGCUUUUGUUCGUUUUCACCCUGCAUUGAGCAGUCACAACGUUGUAUUCAAGAACUGACCAAAUUGGGAUUCAAUGAGAUCUGCUCCAUGGAGGUGUUGCAACAGGAGAACGUGGUUAAAACUCGUACUGUGCCUGUCAUUGAUUUGGAGUUCCUUAAAUCUCCCAAAACCAGCGAGACGCCAACAAUCAAUGAGGAUAAUAAAGCCAACAAAGAAUCGAAAAAGUAUCUAACCUCAAGUAAUCCUCAGAUCUUGCCCGGUCACACGGGUUUUCUCACCUUUGCCACACUCCCUCCCAACAUAGCCAAAUAAAAAAUCGAUUUUAUAAAUUUUA
Molecule: messenger RNA, 1211 nt
Organism: Drosophila willistoni
Lineage: Eukaryota; Metazoa; Arthropoda; Insecta; Diptera; Drosophilidae
Gene: Trmt61
Product: tRNA (adenine(58)-N(1))-methyltransferase catalytic subunit TRMT61A
Exons: 3
Coding region: 245-1189 (314 amino acids)
Biological process (GO): tRNA methylation
Cellular component (GO): tRNA (m1A) methyltransferase complex; nucleus
Source: RefSeq, a predicted model, not a curated record